Messenger RNA from Fusarium musae, 222 nucleotides. RefSeq lists its product as uncharacterized. The record is from RefSeq and is a predicted model, not a curated record. NCBI's taxonomy places the organism in Eukaryota, Fungi, Ascomycota, Sordariomycetes, Hypocreales, Nectriaceae. Bases 1 to 222 code for a protein of 73 amino acids. The transcript has 2 exons.
AUGGGAGACAAGAUAUCCGUCGAUUCAAAUACUGUGUCUGACCUUCUUCUGUCGGAUGCCUCGCAGCCAGCGAGUGUUCACGGAGAGGCAUACAACAAAGAGACUUUGAUCAAGUAUAAAAAUUCUGCCAAAGUAUCCGGGCGAAAGGACAGAGCUCGCAUUCACAAGAAAACCAAGCAGCGAAGUGGCAAGAAGAGGAUAGCCAAGAGCAAGAGUGUAUGA